AUGGGGGAUGUUGAUGGGUUUGAGGCAGAGAGAGCGUUUGAUUUGGAGGAGACUAUAUUUGUUGCUGUGGGCAAGAAUGUAGAGAAGAGUAGAAGGUUGCUUUUUUGGGUAUUGCAGAGUUUUGCAGGCAAGAAGAUAUGUCUCCUCUAUGUUCACCAGCCUGCUAAUGUUGUUUCUUUGACAGACAGAAAACUUGCUGUUAAUGAACUAAAGGAAGAUGCUGUCAAGGCAUUCCAAGGAUUUGAAACAAAAACGAUGCAUGAUGUCUUAGAUCAAUACUGUCUCAUUCUUGCUCAAGAAGGGGUACAAGCGGAUAAAGUAUGGAUUGAGAUGGACAAUAUAGAGAAGGGAAUUGUUGAAAUUAUUUCUCAAUGCAACAUUAGGUGGCUUGUCAUGGGAGCAGCAGCUGAUAAAUAUUAUUCAAAGAAACUGGGAGAGCUAAAGUCCAAGAAAGCAAUAUUUGUGUGCCAGCAAGCUCCAACUUUCUGUCAUAUCUGGUUUGUUUGCAGGGGCUGCCUUAUCUACACAAGGGAAGGUAGAUAUUACAGAUCUGAAGCGGAGGUUUCUCUUCCACUGCUCCUGCCAAGUUCAGAUUCAGAUACUGAGCAACUUAGGAUCUUGAGAUCAGAAUCUCUUACACAACUAGAUAGGUCUCUCGAUGCAGAGGAAGUUGCUGAUGACUUGGGAGGAAUUUUGGGAAGAUUUGAUCGGUAUCCAGUUCAUUCUUGUCAAUCAACCAACACAAUACUUAGCAAUUCCAAGUUCAUCCCAUUGUUGGCAGAUGAGGAAGAAAAAACUCAAAUGCGAACAACUGAAGAAACAUGUUCUAGAUUGGAAAAGGCAAUUAUGGAUGCUAAUGAUUCAAAGAAAAAGGCACUUGUGGAGGCACUAAACCGAUGGAAAGAGGAAGACAAUGCCAUGGAGGCCAAAUGCAAGGCCAAAGCAUUAGAAAACUUAUGCGUUAAGGAGAUUAGCCUAAGAAAAGAAACGGAGGAAGCCUUGGAUAGAAAAAAGCAAGAAGUGGAAAAGACAAAGAAUCAGCGUGAUGAAUUUUUAAAAGAACUCCAGAUGGUCAAGGAGGAUAAGUGCGCACUUGAGAGCCAAAUUGCAGAGUCCCAGCAUAUGGUGGAGGAGUUGGAGGAGAAGAUUAUCUCAGCUGUGCAACUCCUGAUAAGCUUUAAGGAAAGGCGGGAUGCAGCAAGGGUGGAGUAUGAAAAUGCAAUACAGGAAGUUAGAAGGCUAAACAUAUCAGCUAAAGCAGCAGCUGCAGGCUGGAAGUCAGAACUCCUUGAAUUGUCUUUUAUGGAGAUCAAUGAGGCAACUCACAAUUUUGAUCCAUCCCGAAAAAUUGGUGAAGGAAGAUAUGGAAGUGUCUACAAAGGGCUCCUUCGCCAUCUCUUUGUCGCCAUCAAAAUGUUUUCAUCUUACAGCUCUCAAUGCCUCUUGGACUUUCAGAAUGGGGUAGAGAUUUUGAGUAGAGUGAGGCACCCAAACCUUGUAACUUUAGUUGGAACUUGUCCAGAGUCUAGGUCACUUGUCUACGAGUAUGUCCGAAAUGGAAGCCUUGAAGAUCACCUUUCCUGCAAAGAUAAGAAGCCUCCACUUCCAUGGCAAACUCGGAUACGAAUUGCUGUCCAGAUAUGCUCUUCCCUCACGUUCCUACACUCCAACAAGCCUUGUAUCAUCCAUGGGAAUUUAAAACCAUCCAAGGUUCUCCUUGAUGCUAACUUUGUCAGUAAACUUACUGACUUUGGCAUAUUUCAUUUAAUCCCACGAAGUGAAAGCACUUCAAACUCAACUGGAUUGUGUAAUAAAUCCACCUCCAAUUUCACCUCUUUGUACGUUGAUCCAGAAUAUCUUGAGAGUGGGAUGCCUACGCCAGAGUCAGAUGUGUACUCAUUUGGAAUUAUACUGUUACAGCUUUUGACUGGGAGAGCAGCUUUGGACAUAGUGAAAGAUGUGAAAUUUGCAAUAGAAAAAGAGAACUUCAAAGCACUGUUGGACUGUUCUGGUGGGGACUGGCCAUUUGAGGAAGCCCUACAGUUAGCUAACUUGGCCUUGAGGUGCUGCGAAAAGAACCGACUUGACCGACCAGAUCUUGUGUUAAUCUUGAGAGUGCUUGAGCCAAUGAAGACUUCAUGUUUCGAUUCGGGACCCAAGGAGCCACGUCGGGCUCCGUCUAAUUUUGUCUGUCCCAUUCUUCAGGAAGUCAUGGAUGAUCCGCAGAUUGCUGCAGAUGGCUUCACAUAUGAUGCGGAGGCCAUUAGAGGAUGGCUGAAAAGCGGGCACGAUACUUCACCAAUGACAAAUCUUAAACUUGAGCACAGCAAUCUACUCCCUAACCAUGCCCUUCAUCAGGCGAUUCUUGAGUGGAAGCAACCUGUGAAACCUGUGAACAGUAUUACUGAUGUGAUGAGACCGGAGGAGGGGAAUGAUUCUUCCCUAGAUACAGUCAUCAAGGAUGCCAUUGGAAAACAGCCUCUUCUUUCUUUUUCAAGGCCAAAUGAUAACCCUGUUCAGUGGAUCCAAUUACUCCAUGCUCUCGAUCAGCCAGAUUAUCCAGGUUGGCCUUUGCUCACUCCUCUGAAGGUGCAGAUGCAAAAGUGCAGCAAGUGUUCUCGAGAAUUUUGUUCUUCCAUUAACUAUAGAAGACACUUGCGGGUUCACCAUCGGUUGAAAAGACUGGAUAAGGAUUCUGCCAACAAUAAGGACUCGUUAGGAGCAUUUUGGGAUAAGCUUUCUGAGGACAAGGCAAAGGAAAUCUUAUCAUUCAAGGAUGUGACUUUGGAGGAAGUUCCAGGGUCUUCAAUUAUAAAGUCAUUGACGGCAGUUAUUCGGAAACCAGGGAUUUCUUCUCUUACUCAAUCUUGUUGGAGAGCUGGUUCUGCCCUUUUGGAUCUUGUCCAAGGGAGGCCCUCCAGGUUUCCUUUGCCUUCUGGGCAACUAUUCAGUAUUCUUGAUGAUGCAAGUGAAAAAACGUUUUUGUGUGGACCAGCUGUAUUAAUACAAAAAUAUAUUUUUGAUGGGGGAGCUGGGAAGAUUGGGCUUGAAACAAAGAAUAUAGUUGCUUGCACAAGCUUUGUGGUGGAACAGAAAUUGAUUAAAGCAUGGCUUGCAGACCAGGAUGCAGAAGCUUUGAGGUGCCAAAAACUGCUUGUGGAGGAGGAGGAAGCCGCCCAAAGAAGGCAAGCUGAACUCUUGGAAAGGAAGAGGCAGAAAAAACUGAGGCACAAAGAACUGAAAGCAAAGGAGCAAAGGCAAGACGAGAAGGUUGAUGUUAAGGAGCGUAUUGAUGACACAUUAGAGGCUGUGCCUCAAGCUGAACAAUCCUGUCCUUUGCCUAUAUCUGAUUCUGAUACGCUUGGUUCAGAGACUCUGCCAGAUGAUGUUCCCUCAUCUCUUGAACCGUUUCAGCUACCUAGAACAGAUGAAGAUGUUGAUUUAGAAAAUCAGAUCGGGCAUGGUGGGGGACAUUCAAUGUUACAAGGAAGUAGUCACAGUCAUAUAGUUGUUGCUCGAUGGCAUGCUUCUUCAAAAUCACAACGGAAUCAUCUGUCAAAUGGUUUCCAUGCUAGUCAAAAUUCUCAAGCUCCAAAACCUGGGACCAUGCAGAAACAUGGAAUUCAAAGGGAUUUUAAGCCAGGGCCCAUAGUCUAUGGCAACAGAAAGUGGAGCCGAAAACCUAAACCAGAAUCUAAUGGGGAGAGUUUGGAAGCUAUAGUACAAAAGGAAGCAAUAACCGAGCCAGAUCAUGAUAAGAAGGGGGAGGUUCUGAUUGGUUCUAUAUCUGUCACACUUGGAAAUUGUAGCCAUGAUGAAAGUAACAAUUUGGAUGGAGCCCAGGAUGAUUCCCUGGUAGAGCAUGAAAUCCCAAAGAAGAACAAUGUGCAGGAGAAGCACAACAGACCUGAUUCUGUUCAAUGUGGCACAAAUCGGCCAACAGUAAAGCUUUGGAGGCCUGUUAGUAGAAAUGGAACGAAAAGUCUAAUGCUAGCUGAAAAUGGCCAUAGAGAAUGCCAACUCGACAUCAUUGGUGGCAAGGGUGAGGAUCAGAUCUUGUGCAAUGACAGCUCUGUAAGAUCAUGUGCCAUGGAUGAUAGUUUUGGUGGGAUGGAAAAUGGUUCUCUACUGGGGGAUCUUUGCCCAGGAGGCUUGCAGUUCUCGAGCCAUGAAGCAAAGGUUUUUCUUGCAGAGAGGUGGAAGGAGGCCAUUGCUGCUGAACAUGUGAAAUUGGCUCUAUCUCCAGAGUACCAAGUUGCUGCAAAUCGUUCAUCGGAUAUUAGAAAGCAAGACGUCAUUGGCUGUGCAGAAAAUCAGUUGGUUGAUGUGGAGGCACAGGAGUCUUCAACUACUGGAGCCGGUAAACCCAAGUUUAAAACAAAGCCUGAUAAGGGUGUCAAGUUAAAGUAUAUACCGAAACAAUGA
Messenger RNA from Dovyalis caffra, 4425 nucleotides. The record is from the annotation of a GenBank genome assembly. Lineage: Eukaryota; Viridiplantae; Streptophyta; Magnoliopsida; Malpighiales; Salicaceae.